Salmo salar (Atlantic salmon) is the source of this 7328-nucleotide messenger RNA. The record is from RefSeq and is a predicted model, not a curated record. Lineage: Eukaryota; Metazoa; Chordata; Actinopteri; Salmoniformes; Salmonidae.
CGCGCACCACUGCGCGUGCACAGCUGUCAGCACCAAGGACAGCCGCUCAGCCCUGAGCGUAGCGUCAGUAUUAUCACCUCACAGAACAGCCCGCGCCGAGCCCACUGAGGACCGGUAGAGCAAUUAUACAGUGCACAAAGGGAGCCGCAUACCCCGCGAAAUAUGCUCUAACUCGUUUAUAUCGACACUGGAAGAAAGACAAUGGGGGAAACAGGCAAAGGAAGAUAAUAAUCUUUGAAGAAAUGCUUCUGAAACAGCGGAGAUAAUCCAACAACGGUUAAGGUCCUGACCAUGCACAUUCCUCCGCAUUGCACUUAAAUCAAAUGUGCAGAUUUUCCACACUGUCCAGCGGGACGGUGGUUCAAGUCGUGGUAACCGGGUGAACAGUGCAGUCCAGAAUCCGGGAAAGCCCACCUGCCAACACGAGGGAGAGACGGAUCUGUGGUCCACUGUGCGUUUUGGUCGUUUACACGAUGCGUUUGUUUCUGCUGGCGGUGUUCCUUUCGUGCUCCUGUGCGCGGGCUGGCUGCGAGCCGAAGAUAGUGAACAUCGGAGCCGUCCUGAGCCAGAAGAGGUACGAGCAAGUCUUUAAGGAUGCAGUGACCCAGGCGAACCAGAUCUACGGGAGAGAUAAAUUCAAGUUGACCGCCAUCUCCGUAACGCACAAACCCAACGCUAUCCAGAUGGCUCUCUCCGUCUGCGAGGACCUCAUCUCCAACCAGGUGUAUGCCAUCCUCGUGAGUCAUCCUCCCCAGUCCAACGACCACCUCACCCCCACGCCUGUAUCCUACACCGCAGGCUUCUACCGCAUCCCUGUCGUGGGCCUCACCACACGCAUGUCCAUCUAUUCCGACAAGAGUAUCCACUUGUCUUUUCUGCGGACUGUCCCCCCGUACUCCCACCAGGCUCACGUGUGGUUCGACAUGAUGCGAGAGUUUCGAUGGAACCACAUCAUCCUGAUCGUCAGCGAUGACCACGAGGGGCGGGCCGCGCAGAAAAGACUGGAGACCCUACUGGAGGAGAAGGAAACAAAGAAUAAAAAAAGGAACUAUGAAAACCUCGACCAACUGUCCUAUGACAACAAGCGAGGACCAAAGGCAGAGAAAGUCCUCCAGUUCAGCCAGGAGACUAACUUAACUGCGCUGCUUCUGGAGGCCAAAGAGCUGGAGGCCCGCGUCAUCAUCCUCUCCGCCAGUGAAGAGGACGCUGCUGCAGUUUACAAGGCUGCCCGUUUCCUCAACAUGACGGGCUCGGGUUACGUGUGGCUGGUGGGAGAGCGGGAGAUGUCGGGUAAAGCCCUGAGCGAGGCGCCAGAUGGUCUCAUUGGCCUCCAGCUCAUCAACGGCAAGAACGAGUCGGCCCACAUCAAUGACGCAGUGGCCGUGGUGGCCCAGUCCAUCCAGGAGCUCUUUGAGAAGGAGAACAUUACGGAGCCGCCCAGAGGCUGCGUGGGAAACACCAACAUCUGGAAGACUGGGCCCCUCUUCAAAAGGGUUCUGAUGUCAUCAAAGUACCCAGAGGGCCUCACUGGACGAGUGGAAUUCAAUGACGAUGGCGACAGGAAGUACGCUCACUACAGCAUUCUCAACUACCAGAAGAGUCGACUCAUUCAAGUUGGGAUUUACAAUGGAACACAGGUGGUGAUGAAUAAUCAGAGGAAGAUCAUCUGGCCGGGAGGAGAGACAGAGAAACCGCGGGGCUUUCAGAUGUCCACGAGACUAAAGAUAGUGACCAUACACCAGGAGCCCUUUGUGUAUGUGAAACCCACUGAGCAGGAUGGAACCUGCAAGGAGGAAAAAACCUUAAAUGGAGUGGCAGAUAUUAAAAAGGUGAUCUGCACUGGACCAAAUGAGACCAUCCCAGGUAACACAACAGGACGUCCAAUUGUACCUCAAUGUUGUUAUGGAUUCUGUAUUGACCUACUUAUCAAGUUGGCUGGAACCAUGAACUUUACCUAUGAAGUACACCUGGUGGCUGAUGGGAAAUUUGGAACACAGGAGCGGGUGAACAACAGCAACAAGAAAGAGUGGAAUGGCAUGAUGGGAGAGCUCCUGGGGGGUCUGGCAGAUAUGAUCGUUGCCCCGCUGACAAUAAACAACGAACGAGCCCAGUACAUCGAAUUCUCCAAACCUUUUAAGUACCAAGGCCUAACCAUCCUCGUUAAAAAGGAAAUCCCUCGCAGUACACUGGACUCGUUCAUGCAGCCGUUUCAGAGCACACUGUGGCUGCUGGUGGGUCUUUCGGUGCAUGUGGUGGCGGUGAUGCUUUACCUACUAGACCGGUUCAGCCCGUUUGGGAGGUUUAAAGUAAACAGUGAAGAAGAAGAAGAAGACGCCCUCACCUUGUCGUCAGCCAUGUGGUUCUCCUGGGGAGUGUUGCUUAACUCCGGUAUUGGAGAAGGCGCGCCGCGCAGCUUCUCAGCGAGAAUCUUGGGCAUGGUGUGGGCCGGCUUUGCCAUGAUCAUAGUGGCAUCGUAUACUGCCAACCUGGCUGCCUUCCUGGUGCUGGACCGGCCUGAGGAGCGCAUCACCGGCAUCAACGACCCGAGGCUGAGGAACCCAUCAGACAAGUUCAUCUAUGCCACAGUGAAGCAGAGCUCUGUGGACAUCUACUUCCGGCGGCAGGUGGAGCUUAGCACCAUGUACCGCCACAUGGAGAAGCACAACUACGAGAGUGCCGCUGAGGCUAUCCAGGCCGUGCGCGACAACAAGCUGCAUGCUUUCAUCUGGGACUCUGCGGUGCUGGAGUUUGAAGCCUCGCAGAAGUGCGACCUGGUGACCACGGGAGAGCUGUUUUUCCGUUCGGGCUUUGGCAUAGGCAUGCGCAAGGACAGCCCCUGGAAACAGAAUGUGUCCCUGGCCAUUCUCAGUUCCCAUGAGAAUGGCUUCAUGGAAGAUCUAGAUAAAACCUGGGUGAGAUACCAGGAGUGUGACUCACGGAGCAAUGCCCCAGCCACACUCACCUUUGAGAACAUGGCAGGAGUGUUCAUGCUGGUGGCUGGAGGCAUAGCAGCAGGGAUCUUCCUCAUCUUUAUUGAGAUCGCCUACAAGCGACACAAAGACGCCCGAAGGAAGCAGAUGCAGCUGGCCUUUGCGGCCGUCAACGUCUGGAGGAAGAACCUGCAGGACAGUAAGGAGGCCUCUGGAAGCCAAGCUGUGGGCGCAUCGAUGACCCCAUCGUUAGUAUGUAACAUAGACAAGAAACAUUUCCACCCCACGUCACCCUUCACUUUUCGAAUAAGAGUUAAGCUAAAAUAAAAGUAGCUCUAACAUGAGAACAUUUCAAACUAAAAAAUGCAUUCCACGUUCAUGGCAUGAGCCAGUUAAGCCUUACGCUUACUUUAGCACAUAUGCAACGCAGGAACACAAUUAGCUACGCAAAAUGGCCCUUCUGCGUACUUGCAUUGUAAAAAUAUGCAAAAGUGUGCAGCCCAAAAUGUAUAAUGCAUUGCAACUACUCAGAACGGCCAUUUUGCGUAGCUAAUUGCGUUGUUGCAUUGCGUACCUGCAUAGGGUAUAAAUUUGACUUUGUAUGCUGCUGCUAUAACGCUUUUAGGCUUUGUAAGGUCAGAUGAUGAGGACAUGCAGGGAAAUAAGGUAAUCGAUGAAAGUAAUUUAAAUAAGGAGAAUCUCACAUAGAUUCAUAGAUAAACCUCAUGCUUUUUAAUAGCUGUAACAGUGUGUUGUUACACUGUCAUUUCUGACCCCGACUCUCCGAUGCUUGACGUCUAUACUUGUCCAGUAUUUACAUCACUCCAUCCCCCAGUAUCCCCACCCCCUACAGUGUUUAUGGACCCUAAACAUGAGAGUCCUCUCAGAGAAAGCCUGCGUGUCAGUGACUUAUUUCAGAACGGUGGUCACCUAAAGAUAAUCAGGCAAAAACCAUUCCAACUACAGCUGAGUUAUGCGCUCGCGCCUCAGUCCGUCUAGUCACUGAAGAACAUGAUUUGCCCUUAACUCCAAUAUCUUCCGCUGUGAAGCGUUGGUGGCCCCCCCAACUCCCUCAUUCGCCUUUCCUUCGCAUCAUCCCGCCCCACCCCUACCUACCCUACCUCCCACCCUGCGCUGACCUACCAUCCUCAGCAGGAGGAGCGUGGUGUGGGGGUACAUGGGAGGGAGGUGACGGGGGCACACGAGCUGAGACGGGCAGUGGACACUGUGAGCCUGUGAUGUGGCUCUGGCAGCCAGCCUGCCCCCAUGCUGGCUCUUUGUUAAGCACUCACAAAAGGUCAGUGGUGCACCGGUUGUAUUGACAGCAGGGCUGGAGGAAGGUACGGUAAGAUCACAGUCUCCAGUGCGUGUCAGCAAAUCACUGUCCUUCCGAGACUGUCUGUCAUCUACCUUACUACCAGAUGUAACUGUUGUCCAUGUCUUCAUGUCUGUGUACAUGUAUAGGCACAUACGGUAGACAAAUGCAUGCAGGCGCCCGCUGAGAAAGGAAAAGGUCUGUGUAAUAUCUGUGUUGAAGACGAGGUUAUAUUGACACAGUUUAUGAAUAAUUUCAGCACUACUGAACAAAGAUGGCUUCAUCCAUGCAAAUCGUACACAGCAUUAUUCUCAAUAGGGCCUAGAGCUAAUAUGGGGUUCACAUGCUUUAAACAAAUGACAGUUUUCUGCUCUUGUUCCUUAACUGGGGCAUCAUGCUUGGAGUAGCAGAAGCGAGCAAAUCAUUGAAUCUAAUACAGUAUGAAAUGAACAUUAUUCAAAUUAUUACCAUGUCUCUCGAUGCCAUCAAUGCGAUUACUCACAGAGAAAGUAUAAUUCAUACAGUAUUUUACACUAUUCAGUAUACACUAUUAUCAUAACAACAGGGUUUGGUGACAGUUUAUGUGAACUUUUCCUUUCUCUGUGGGUAUUUCCAGCUAGGUGUCCAGCAUCAUUUUUACUGCUUGUGUGUUUGUAUGUUUAUAUUUUUGUUUGUUUUUAUACUUCUGUGCAUAAUGCAACAUGUUUGUACAUUUACGCCUUCCAACACAGGUACCUCCAGAGGAUGUGCAAUUCUGAAUAACCUGUUUGAGUCCUUCUUAUAGUUCACUAUGUUGCUGCUCUGAACUGCUUAUGCCUUAGUAUCUUCUCCAGUAACUAACCAACCCAUCCCAGCUUGGGCUAAAUUUCAUUUGGAAUUUCAAUUCACUUCCUGAAUUGAUUCAACUGAAUUAUAAUUUACCCCUACUCUCACCACCUUUGUUUGCUUGUAUCUACUGAAAAAGCACUGUGAACUGAAUCUGUCCCCCUCCCUAGUUUAAGAGAAGCUACAGUAUCUAGCCGUUAGUUUUCUCUGUUGUAGCAGGUCUUAUUCAGAAGUGCACUGCCUAAAAGUGGAGGAGAUAUUAGGAGUGAGAUCAACAAAAUGUCAACGAGAACUAAUGCACUCUAGUGGCUGUUGUUUCCUAUUGGAGACAGGAAGCCGCUGCACAUGCAUCCAGUGGGAUGCUUCCUCCAUUGGACCAGCAUGCUUUGCAUGACCGGGACUUUGCAAACACAGCACUUCACAAGCGGUCGGUGUCGAUUGAUGUCACGUGAGACCUGGAUAUUCUACGCUGAAAAGUACAACAAGAAAAAAACAAUUUUGACGAGAAACAGAAAAAUACAAAAGAAUAGAAAAAAACAAUGCUUUGAGUUGCGUGGGCAAUGAGCAUUCUUUUUUCAAUCUAAAUGUCUCUAUGCCUCAUCUUUACCUCAUUGAUGGAGUUUUAACAUGAGGUGACUUUGACCAUUGACUAACAUCUAGAUGUCAUCUUCCAACAGGAAAUCCAUUUUAUUUACUUUUUUCUCACUGGUGACUUGUCCAUCACUCCUCAGCCAAUCAGCUCCACCCAUCUUCCACACCACCCAAUAGAACAUCACCUCUUAAUGCUGUGGCAUUAAGAGAAUGGGGAUGGUUUGGGUGGUGAUGGGUGGCUCAAACAGAGGCCCAGUCAUGUGAUCUGAUGACAGGGGAUGCUCUGUGGGUCCAGUGCUGGCCUGAGUUGACUGUCAUGCUUUAUGUUUUGUGUCUCCUUCUCUACCCCUUCCCUUACCGGCCCUGCCAAGCUCUUCCCAUCCUUCCGUAGCCCUUUCUGCAUGUUCUCAGAUGAAAUUCACACCACACUGCCCCCCAAGUGCCUUCUCAACUCCUAACUCACCUUACUCUCUAAAUCUCUUACCCAUCCACUCCUAGGGCCUCCCCAUUCCCUAUGACUAAUUCACCUUACUCUACAUCUCUUAACAUGUAUCUAGGCCUAGGACCUCCCUAACUCCUACUCUCUACAUCUCUUACCAUUUAUCUAGGCCUAGGACCUCCCUAACUCCUACUCUCUACAUCUCUUAACAUUUAUCUAGGCCUAGGACCUCCCUAACUCCUACUCUCUACAUCUCUUACCAUUUAUCUAGGCCUAGGACCUCCCUAACUCCUACUCUACAUCUCUUACCAUUUAUCUAGGUCUAGGACCUCCCUAACUCCUACUCUCUACAUCUCUUUCCAUUUAUCUAGGCCUAGGACCUCCCUAACUCCUACUCUCUACAUCUCUUACCAUUUAUCUAGGUCUAGGACCUCCCUAACUCCUACUCUCUACAUAUCUUACCAUUUAUCUAGGCCUAGGACCUCCCUAACUCCUACUCUCUACAUCUCUUACCAUUUAUCUAGGCCUAGGACCUCCCUAACUCCUACUCUCUACAUCUCUUACCAUUUAUCUAGGUCUAGGACCUCCCUAACUCCUAUAUCUCUUAACAUGUAUCUAGGCCUAGGACCUCCCUAACUCCUACUCUCUACAUCGCUUACCAUUUAUCUAGGCCUAGGACCUCCCUAACUCCUACAUCUCUUACCAUUUCACCUAGCUAACCAUCCCUAUCCAGACCUCACAACAACUUGGCCAAAACCUCUCAUGCCGCCUAUCACCAAAACCUUCCCACACCCCCUACCUAAUAAGCUCGCCAAAAUCUCUCAGAUUUCUCAAUUCCACCCACAAUCCCUGCUCUAACUCCAGUUAGUAGUAUACUGUAUAAAGUACAUAUAUUAUUCCAUAUACUACCACCCCAACACCAUCUAUUUCACUCCCUAGGGAAUUUCCAUUAUACCCAGCCACAGGUAUAAUGACUCAAGGAGCUUCAAUUAUAUUAUACUAUCUGUUGUUGUUUAUCUUAUGUUGGUAUGCAUUUUAGUGGCUCCCCUGCCUUAUAGAGCACCUUUUUAUGACUGCUUGGCUUGCAAUGUGGUUGUUUCCUUUGCUAGCUUUUCUACUGGCUCGUUUGGUUCCCUUGGCUUUGCUUCUGGAUCUUAAAGUAAUAACUAUCUAAUAGCAAGAAGAUGGAUGUUUAUUUAUUUUUCUUUUCUCCCCCACCUCCUCCCCC